Capsella rubella is the source of this 378-nucleotide messenger RNA. RefSeq lists its product as uncharacterized. The transcript has 3 exons. Lineage: Eukaryota; Viridiplantae; Streptophyta; Magnoliopsida; Brassicales; Brassicaceae. Gene Ontology annotation, molecular function: zinc ion binding. Bases 1 to 378 code for a protein of 125 amino acids. The record is from RefSeq and is a predicted model, not a curated record.
AUGAGUUGCAAAGCUGGAGAAUCGAGUGGAAGGAAAGGAGGUUGCGGAUUUCCUUCAAAGUGUCACUGCGGGUUAUAUGUGGUCAUUUUUACCUCGACCACGAAACAGAACCCAGGAAGACCUUUCUUCCGUUUUCCAACUAAAGGAGAUGAUCAUCUGUUCAAAUGGGUUGAAGAUGGUGUGUAUGAGGAGGUUUCAGAUGCAUUACCAAAAUUAAGCAUGAUUGAAAACGAGUUAAACAAUGCUAAAGAUGAGGUUGAUGUCGAGAUAGAAGGGUUAAAGAGUAUGAUCGAUGGAUUGAAGGCUGAUGGAGGUUGUCUUUGUGGUGCUCUAGGAGGUUGUCUUUGCAAUGCUCUAGGAGGUUGUGAUGCUCUUUGA